This is a messenger RNA of Puma concolor (puma), 941 nucleotides long. It is a transcript of the gene SPRY4, whose product is annotated as sprouty RTK signaling antagonist 4. Gene Ontology annotation, cellular component: cytosol; membrane. NCBI's taxonomy places the organism in Eukaryota, Metazoa, Chordata, Mammalia, Carnivora, Felidae. Gene Ontology annotation, biological process: negative regulation of MAP kinase activity; animal organ development; negative regulation of Ras protein signal transduction. The record is from RefSeq and is a predicted model, not a curated record.
GAAGCCUGUUCCUCAGCACAGUCCAGGACCUCUCCAGCCCCAUGGAGCCCCCGAUCCCACAGAGCGUCCCCUUGACUCCCAGCUCAGUCAUGGUCCAGCCCCUACUUGACAGCCGCAUGCCCCACGGCCGCCUCCAACACCCACUCACCAUCCUCCCCAUCGACCAGAUGAAGAUCAGUCACGUGGAGAAUGACUACAUAGACAACCCCGGCCUGGUGCCCCCCAUUGGCCCGAAGCGGACCCGGGGUGGGGCCCCGGAGCUGGCCCCGACGCCGGCCCGCUGUGACCAGGACGUCACCCACCACUGGAUCUCCUUCAGCGGGCGCCCCAGCUCUGUGAGCAGCAGCAGCAGCACGUCCUCUGACCAGCGUCUCUUAGACCACAUGGCACCACCGCCCGUGGCCGACCAGGCCUCCCCCAGGGCUGUGCGCAUCCAGCCCAAGGCCAUCCACUGCAAGCCACUGGACCUCAAGGGCCCAGCAGUCCCACCGGAGCUAGACAAGCACUUCUUGCUGUGCGAGGCCUGUGGGAAGUGUAAGUGCAAGGAGUGUGCAUCACCCCGGACACUGCCCUCCUGCUGGGUCUGCAACCAGGAGUGCCUGUGCUCAGCCCAGACCCUGGUCAACUACGGCACCUGCAUGUGCCUGGUGCAAGGCAUCUUCUACCACUGUACCAACGAGGAUGACGAGGGCUCCUGCGCUGACCACCCCUGCUCCUGCUCCCGCUCAAACUGCUGCGCCCGCUGGUCCUUCAUGGGCGCCCUCUCCCUGGUGCUGCCGUGCCUACUCUGCUACCUGCCCGCCACCGGCUGCGUGAAGCUGGCCCAGCGCGGCUACGACCGCCUGCGCCGCCCUGGUUGUCGCUGCAAGCACACGAACAGCGUCAUCUGCAAGGCAGCCGCCGGCGACGCCAAGGCCAGCAGACCGGACAAGUCUUUCUGA